AAGGAGCAGCACACUCAGAGGAAUCCAUCAUUCAGAAGGAAGGUCGUUUUUACAGGAGCCUGUCAUCAUGUUUCCAGCAGCGGUCUCAGUUGUGGUUUGCAUUGCCCUGGCUCUCAGCAGGGCUGCAGCCCAGGGUGAGGAGGAGAAUGUAGUGGAGAAGAGGGAGAUGUCAAUGUGCCAAAGCACCUGUUCAGAUGGAGGGGUCAGUUUCAACGGCCAGUGCUACCACUACUACAGUGUGACGAAGACAUGGGCAGAUGCUGAGCUGCACUGCCUCGGCCUCGGGGGGAAUCUCGCCUCCGUACACAGUGAUGAUGACAACCAGUUCAUCCAGAAUCUGAUCAAGAGCAAUGAGAAGAAGGUGUCUCUUACCUGGCUGGGGGGCUCAGACUGCUUCAAGGAGGGUUCAUGGAUGUGGACCGACGGAUCGAAAUGGGACUACAACCAUUGGAACAAAAAUGAGCCCAACAACCAUGGAGUUGAAAACUGUUUGCACACCAACUGGGGAGGCUCUGGAGGUUGGAAUGACUACUCUUGUACAGCACAAUAUCCAUUUGUCUGUGUGACCAAGUUUUAAGUGACUAUGAUGAACUCAAGAUUUGAUGUAUAAUCCCCUGUAUAAUCCUCUUUAAUAAAAUGCAGAAUGUCUGUUAAGUGCACUUGAUCAAUAAAAAUGAGUCAGCAUACCCA
Acipenser ruthenus (sterlet) is the source of this 690-nucleotide messenger RNA. RefSeq names its product lactose-binding lectin l-2-like. The record is from RefSeq and is a predicted model, not a curated record. The coding region runs from base 68 to 577 and encodes 169 amino acids. The transcript has 6 exons. Gene Ontology annotation, molecular function: signaling receptor activity. NCBI's taxonomy places the organism in Eukaryota, Metazoa, Chordata, Actinopteri, Acipenseriformes, Acipenseridae.